GUUUUUGCAUAUUGAUGGAUUUAGAUGGUGUUCAACCUAAUUAUCCUUCUUCUUGUGUUACUUAUUCAGUUGGUGAUAUUUAUCGUACUCCAGAGGUUGUUGGAUCAUUUAGCCCUGGUGGUACCACUAAGAAAUGGAUUCCAAGUGUUCCCGAGGAGUUAAAAACCCAGUUUGGGGAUGAUUUUAAAGAUCCUGAAGAGGGUCUUAGUUUUUAUAAAGCAUAUGCAAAUGCCGCUGGGUUUACUUCUAGGAAAUCUACUACUAAAAGGAAGAAGAAUAACAAAGAUAUAAUUGCUUUUCAAUAUGGAGUUUGCAAUAAGGAAGAUUUUAGGGCAAUAAGAAAACCUAUUGCUCAACAAACAGUUUAUGAAGAAGGAAAAGUUCGUAUUACUAGGAAACGUUUAGUCACUCGUGUAGGAUGCAAUGCUCACAUAUGUAUGAGAUAUGAUGCUGGAAAGUAUGUUGUAACUCAUUUCAAAGAAGAACAUAAUCAUCCUUUAUAUACUCCAAGUUGUGCAAAAUUUCAGAAGGAUAAUAGAAAAAUGCAUAUUAUGCAUAAAAAGUUGAUUGUUGAUAAUUCAAAGGUAAAUGUUGGUCCUGUGAGGUCUUAUACUAUGAUGAAAGAAUUAGCUGGAUCACAUGAUAAUGUUGGUGCAUCUAAACAAGAUUUCAAAAAUUUUUAUAGAGAUUUGAAGGCUUUUAUUGAUGGAUCAGAUGCCCAAAUGUUUGUCGAUAAUUUUCAAAAUAAGAAAUUGCUCUAGAGUGCAUUUUUUUUUCCUAUGAUGUUGAUGAAGAAGAUAG
This is a messenger RNA of Chenopodium quinoa (quinoa), 801 nucleotides long. Its product is annotated as protein FAR1-RELATED SEQUENCE 5-like. The transcript is spliced from 3 exons. Lineage: Eukaryota; Viridiplantae; Streptophyta; Magnoliopsida; Caryophyllales; Amaranthaceae. The record is from RefSeq and is a predicted model, not a curated record. The annotation marks the transcript as partial.